CAAAUGAAAGGUCCGGAAUGACCAUCAAAAUUUUAUUUUUGGACUUUGAGCAAGUGCCGCAAACCACCAUGUGAAAAACUAGACCAGAUCGUGAACGUAAGACAUCAUAUGAUUUAAGCCAAAUAAAAUAUAGAUAAGAAGACUUAGAAUAGUUUGUGGUGUCAUCACUAGUGGCCUAUUGUCCAACCACUGACUUGUUCACAUAUCAGUCGUUUUACGUGAAAGGUGCACUUUGGAAUUAAAUCAAAAAAGUAGCAAUUUCAUCAUCGUUCUAUAUAAACAAGAUAAGUUGCAGAAAAGGACAGAUUCGAGGAAUCAAAUGCUGAAGAUGCACUCAUAGCCUGAAAGAUUGGUGAAAAUAUUUCCAGAAACAAUUGUUUCGAGAACAACUGAACAAGAAAGACCUGAGAGUUAAAUGAGUCAGAGUGGUGACUAAGAGAAACAUCGCAAAAAACAACAACAAUCUGAAACAGCAAACACCAAGAUGAAUUACAUCAUCCUAGUUACCAUAGCGAUAUUAUAUCUGGCACAAAAUGCCUGCCCGAAAGAUGUCCCAUAUGAAAUACUCCAAGACACUUUCAUAGGCGCCAUCUAUGCGCACACACCAGUGAUAGGAAGCAGGGAAACGGGGAAAAUAAUCACUCGUGAGCAAGCUUUGGAAGCUGUAAAACCAAACUUGGCUGUCUAUGAAGAGCAGACUAGAAUUGCAAAAAGCCAGAAUGCUGAUAUCAUAGUCUUCCCUGAAUAUGGGCUCUAUGGUUUUGGAACAACUCGUGACUCUGUUGUACCAUACAUGGAAUACAUUCCUGACCCACAAUCAGAGAGUUGGAAUCCAUGUUUAGAUCCACGUCAAUCAAAACCCACUGACAAUGUCAUACUGAAGACGCUCAGCUGCAUUGCCAAAAAUUCAUCAAUUUAUCUCGUUGCGAAUUUGGGUGAUUACCAGUAUUGCGAACCUGCUCAAGAUCCUGAAUGCCCUGACGAUAAGAGGUACCAGUACAACACAAACGUUGUGUUUGACCCGCAAGGAGCCUUGAUCGCACGUUACCAUAAACAGAAACUAUUCAUGAGUGAGAUUGUCCGUUAUGACGUGCCAACAUCUCCGGAGUAUAUCACCUUCAAUACUCCAUUUGGGAAAUUUGGAACAUUCGUAUGUUUUGAUAUCCUCUUCAAAGAGCCUGCAGUUGACCUCGUUACUGAAUACAAAGUGAAUCAUAUUCUCUUCCCAACAGCCUGGAUGAAUGUCUACCCAUUUUUCAGUGCAGUGUCAUUUCAUUCUGCCUGGGCAUAUGGGAUGGGGGUUAACUUUUUGAGCGCUAACAUUCAUCGACCUAGAAACAGGAAUGUUGGAAGCGGUGUGUAUGGAUACAAUGGGAUUAAGGAAUAUACCAUGGAUCACGAGGCUCCAAAUGGAGAACUUAAACUUGCCACGCUUGAAUCUAGACCAAGUCCCAAAACAAUCCAGCAUACUAAACUUGAAAACCUGGGAAACACAUCAAGGGAGUUCGUCUCUGAUUUAUUUGGCGAUAAAUUCAAUUUUGUUUCAUUGAAGGAAUACGAAGGUACAAUAUCUGUAUGUCACAAUGCAGUAUGUUGUAGCGCCACCUAUAAACGAACUGGUAACUCCCAUAAUGAACUAUAUGCAAUUGGGGCCUUUGAUGGCCUCCACACAAAAGAAGGUACAUAUUAUCUACAAAUCUGUACUUUACUAAAAUGUGCAACAGAUGAACCAGAAUCAUGUGGUUCAAAAGUAACAGACUCGAAAACCAUUUUUGAACAUUUUACACUUAAGGGCAACUUCAGUACCCAGCAUAUAUUCCCGAUGGUUGUUUUAGACAAGGCAGAGCCAUCUAUUAAUGACUGGGAGUACUCAGAUGGCCCGACAUUGUCAUCAAAUAGCCUCCAAAAGCCCCUACUUACAGCAGCCAUGUUUGGACGCUGGUAUGAAAUGGAUCAGCUAUUUGGGCAAAGACCUAAAACUACAGUUGGUGUGAAAAGUCCUGGAAAUAGUGCAAAUGAUAACACUUCUAACAUCAAAGUAUUACUCCUCUCUUUUAUAUCAUUCUUCAUAAUUGUUCAAUUUAAAUGCCAAUUAUAGUUAGGAGAAAUCAGUACAAUAGAAUAGUUUAAUUAAUCAACUGUAAAAUUGAACAUUUUAUCAAGAGUCUGAUCUCGGUGAUGUGGUCACAUUGUGAUGUGGUCACAAUGGCCCAAUGAAGUACUAUGUAUAGUGGUCAUAGCAACAUGAACCCAUAUUAUCUCCGAAAGGAGAAACUCAAAAUGAACAGAGGUUCUUGUAUUGGCCCUGGGGAUCUAGUUACCCUUUGGAGUCAUUUGACUUUGCUUCUUAAAAGAGAGCU
Owenia fusiformis is the source of this 2360-nucleotide messenger RNA. NCBI's taxonomy places the organism in Eukaryota, Metazoa, Annelida, Polychaeta, Sabellida, Oweniidae. The record is from the annotation of a GenBank genome assembly.